GCUUAUUGGCCCUUACAAUUUAAUCUGAACAAUGGAACCAGAGACAUCAGCACUGUCCAGGCUCUCUCCUGAUCUUCAUCCUUCGCCAGCAGCAUUUCAUGAAAUAAAUACGGAGUUUUCUGAGGAAAGUAUAAUAUACUCAGACCUCAAAGUUCAUUGUUCUUCAAAUAUCCAGAACGGAAAAAUAACUAAAACUUUGAAAACAAAAGUGUCUCCGUGGUGCAUUGCUGCUGUGAUAUUUGCCUUCCUUUAUUUAAUCGCUCUGGUAAUAGUUGCAGCUGUGGUAGCUAAGAUUCAUUGUCUUGAAGAGAUCCUGAAUAAGGCAACCAUUGAGACUGCACAUUGCAACAUAAUAUCACAAAACAAAGGUAAUUGGUCUUCCUCUGAAGAAAACUGACAUAUUUAUAUCUACUGAAAAUAAAAUCUUGGCAUCAAGGAAAUUUGUUCUGAAGCAUUGAGCUCCAGUCCCAUCAAGACCAAUAACGAAGAAUUGGAAGUGUAUAAUGUGAUAUUCAUUCUUACAUUUUCUUACACAUCAGAUAAUUAUAAAUAGAGAAUAUUUAACAUAUUGUGUUCAUUUAAGCAUGCUAAACUCAACAUUUUAUGAAUUGGAGACAUCUCAAUCAAACUCAAAAGAUAAAAAUAUGGCCUUAAAAUGAUCUUAGAUUUUAAAUAUAUUUGCAUACAGAAGUAAAUACAAAUACAAGAAACUUCAAAUGUUGGCUAAUAAUGGGGGAAAAAAAUCACAUAGACAUAGAAACUAAAGGGAAUCUGGUCACAAGCGGCAACUAUAAAAGAGCUAAUAUUUGUUGAUUGCUUCAAAUUUUCCUGGUACUACAUCAAUGAUUGUGGGCAUUAACUCAUGUAUUUUCCCAGUAAUCUUAUGAUACAAGUAUUAUCAUUGCCAUUGUUGUAUUCAUAAGAAAACCAAGACCCAGAGAGAAUAAUACUUUUUUUCUGAGUAUCAGAAAUAGUAAGAAUUAGAAGCUUAAACUAUGAUUUAAGCCAGAAGAGUCUAACUCUAAAGAUCAGGAACAUAGUCAUUAUGCUAUGCUUUGCUGACCUCAGAACAAAAAAUCAUAAUGAAUCAAAUUGUAAGAAUAUUGCUUCUUUGUAAAUAGUCAGAGCUGCUUAUACAAGCAGAUUUACAUUUUUCUACCCUGGAUGUAUCUUCUAAAGAAGAACAGUGAGAAAAAGAAUAAUAGCUCUUCAUAAGGACUAUUUUGAUAUUAAUUAUUGUUUGGAAUGUGAAUAAAAGACAUUAACAGAAGUAAUGUUUCCCCCCAGUAGAUCCUAGCAAGCCUAAAGAAUAUAGAUGUCUUUUAUAUUUUAGUUCUCCUCUACUAUGUGACUAUUACUUCUAUAUUUUUUCUUCUUUUUCAUCAUAUUGAAGUUCUGUUAUUGCCUUUAAUAAAGACUUCAAUUCAG
Messenger RNA from Pongo pygmaeus (Bornean orangutan), 1428 nucleotides. RefSeq lists its product as uncharacterized. The transcript has 5 exons. The record is from RefSeq and is a predicted model, not a curated record. NCBI's taxonomy places the organism in Eukaryota, Metazoa, Chordata, Mammalia, Primates, Hominidae. Bases 32 to 397 code for a protein of 121 amino acids.